AUGGCUGCGGUGUUUACGUGUUGUUUUGGCUGCUGCGGAGAAGGGGGAUCCGGACACAUUCCCCUCAAAGAGAUGCCCACUGUCCAGUUAGACACUCAUCACAUGGGCACUGAUGUCGUCAUUGUAAAGAGUGGUCGAAGGAUAUGUGGGACUGGAGGCUGCCUUGCUAAUGCUCCUUUGCACCAAAACAAAAGUUAUUUUGAGUUUAAGAUUCAGUCCAGUGCUGCUGCCCUGCAUCAGGGUUUUGCUACUGAUGCUCCUCCGACUGCCCAGACUUCUGCUGCGCCGCACACUGACCCCGGACGGCCCGAAAGAGGAAACUACAACGUCACCAACGGCACCGGCACCAUCUGUUUGCUGGCAUACAUGGGUCUUCAGCUCAACGUCUCCUUCAGCUCCGUCUCCCAGAACAAGACGGUGCAGGAGGUUGUGAACAUUAAGCCCAACGAAACAAACGCUUCAGGCUCGUGUGACAAAGAGAAAGCCGUCCUGCUGCUCAGAGCAGAAGGAGUAAAAAACGACCUCACCUUCACUUUCACUCUGAAUACUACAACUAGUAAGUACCACCUGAGUAAAGUUUCUCUGAAGGCAGCCUGGCCGGACAUGAAAGCGCCCAUCUCGGUGAAGAACAGCAGCUUGGACUACCUACGGGGAACCCUGGGACACUCCUACUUGUGCCGCGAGGAGCAAACUUUGACCGUGUCCCAGGAUUUGUCCAUCAACACCUUCCAAGUGCAGGUGCAGCCCUUCGGUCUGUCUGGAGACCAGUUUGGAGCAGCUGAGGAAUGCCAGCUGGAUGUAGACAACCUGUUGAUCCCCAUCAUAGUGGGAGCAGCUUUAGCAGGCCUGGUCCUCAUCGUGCUCUUGGCCUACCUGAUCGGCAGGAAGAGGAGCCACGCAGGCUACCAAACCAUCUGAGGCUGCUGGUUUGACGCCAGAGGCUGGAGCAUGCCCUUUCUCCUCUCAAGUCCAAUGUACCACUAUCUAGUGAGAGUUACUGAGUCUUUGCCCUUCUGCUCGUCUGCCCUUCAUCUCCUCGUGCGUUUGCUGCUUUUCUCUUUUGAUAACACUAGAUUUGACUCUUUGCAGAGGUAGACGUUUGUUUUCUGAGCUGAUUUACUCUUUCGGAUUUAAGGGACUUUGCUGGGAGGUUGUAAUAAAAUAUAUGUCUCUUUACUGGUAACAAGUAAAGUGGGGGAAUCAUGGUCAGAGGAUCACUGGGACACCUCGUACUGUUGUUUCUAUUUAUGAUUUCUGUGAAAAGGAUUUUUGAGGGAUUGUGAGAUUUGAGCAGCUUUUCUUUAUUUUGGGGUGGCCAUUUUUAUUGGUUUGUCCCAAACUAGAACACAAAGGGAACAUUUCGCCCUGCUGAAACAUUAAAGAUCAAACUUGUUUUUUUCUUAUUUUAUGCUACUGGGUGGUACUGUUUGCUUUUUUUUAAAUUUUUUUAGUUUUGUUUGUUUUUGAUUUCUUCCCACUUGGAGUUGUAGUUGCUAAAGGGAAAGCUGUUGCUCUGAAAUGUUAUGAAACGUGUCAUAAAGUGGCCAAACGGUGCGGUCAGUGUUGAUGAGUGCCCUCCCAGCUGUGACGGUGUGGGGUCCAGGUGAAGCCAACAUCAGAUGCUGACGCCGUGCGGCCACGAACGGGACAUUUUGUCUCACAUAGCCUUCAUGUACCAUGACUGUCACUGAAAAUGUGUUUAAUGCAGGAGCAAAUGAAGUUGGUGUUUUUGCCCUCAUCAUUUUAUGUAGCAAUUUAAUUUGUUUUAAUGGAUUUGUUUGAUCAUUUUUUUAAGGAGAACAAUAAAGGUGAAAGAACGAGGAUGUUUGGAUUUUUGUUUU
This is a messenger RNA of Nematolebias whitei (Rio pearlfish), 1841 nucleotides long. It is a transcript of the gene spryd7b, whose product is annotated as SPRY domain containing 7b. Bases 1 to 918 code for a protein of 305 amino acids. Lineage: Eukaryota; Metazoa; Chordata; Actinopteri; Cyprinodontiformes; Rivulidae. The record is from RefSeq and is a predicted model, not a curated record. The transcript is spliced from 7 exons. Gene Ontology annotation, cellular component: membrane.